AUGAUAAAAGUCGUCCCUCCUGGAGAGAGAGACGCGGUCAGGGGUGUCGGCACCCUUGACCUAGAUGGAAUUGUAGGGCUCCUUGCUGAGGCGCAGGCCACUUCUGCUAUUAGGACUCAGUUGGAGGCGGCCCAGAAGAAAAAUAAUGAGUUGGAGGCGACCAUCCAGAACCUCAAAGCCGAGUUGAGGCCUCUCCGUCAAAAGAUGUCCUCAUACGACACCUUGGAGAAAUCCUUGGAGCAUGUCAAGGAACGCUUGGCAACCCAGGAGAAGAGACUCACUGAAGAGCUCUCGGCCAAGGCUGAGCAAGAGAAGAAGGAUUUGUUGUCAAUCUCUGGUAAAUUUGCAUUUGAUUAUAAAUGUAUUCAGUUUCAGCUUCCGAAUUUGAAGAAGCUUUGUCUGAUUAACCUUUCAAAUGUGCCUGAUUGGGUAUGGUCUUUGUAUACAUUUGCCCCAUUUUUACAAGAUUCAACUCUGGUGUUUGAGACGACUGCUAAACUACCGCCUAAUGUAAUUUCUCCUCUGAAUUUGCAUUUCCUCGAUUUGAAGUCAUUGGCGCUAGCUUUGAUUCCCGGUAUUAUUCAAGUUUCUAUUGAUGCGCCCAAAUUAACACAUCUUAUUAUAAAUGGUUGUGUUUUACCUUACACUUUUCGCCGUAUUCCAACUGAAUUAAUCAAAGCGUGUAUUGAAUUGAGGAGGGAGGAGGAGGAGGAAGAAGAUGAGAAUGAUGCAGAGGAUUUUCACUGGGUUUCUGAAUUUUUCAGAGGAAUGUCUAGUAUUACCAACUUUGAGAUUGUGGUGUUCAGGAGUAUUAAUAUAUUCUCUUUCUUGAAUUUAAAUCCGCCCAUGUUUUUUAAUGUAGUCCGUCUUGAAGUGACCUUGAAUGGGUCUGAUUUUAGUGGUUGGAAUGAUUUGUUAGUUUCGCUGCAAUGCUUUCCCAACUUACAGCAUCUUUGUGUGACAUUCGAUGUGAUGGGUUUUGUUGAUGAACUGGUGCAAACAAUGUGGCGCUCACCAGAUAUUGUACCAAGCUGUCUAGUUAAUAAGCUCGAGAUGAUAAAGAUAAUCGGACUACCACUUAGUGGGAUUGCUGCUGGGCUCAUGUUGCUGAGGUACAUCCUACGCAACGCAAAAGUUUUGCGAAAGCUUUACUUUGGUGCUUGGUUUGAUGAACAUUCUCAAGCACAAGAACUCUGGAAGGAACGUAAGUUCUGUAAGUCCUUGUUUAAGCUUCCAAGGAGCUCGCCGACUUCUAAGGUUGUCUUUUCUGGAAGGUUUAUUACCUCAUCAAGUAAUACUUUCAAGAAAGGAAAGCUUACUUGUAAAAUGACCUAGCCAGGUUCAUUGACUAUAUUCUUCCAACAUUAAAGGAUGCAUAUGCAGAUCAGGUAAUCACUACCAAAUUUCCUUUUGAAUUUGCUUUGAUUAAUUUAGUUUGAUUUAUGCUUAUAACCACUUUUAAAUGUGUUAGAUUUGUGUCAAUUGUUAAAAUGUUAGCUUGCUAUGAAACUGUA
Messenger RNA from Chenopodium quinoa (quinoa), 1514 nucleotides. RefSeq lists its product as uncharacterized. NCBI's taxonomy places the organism in Eukaryota, Viridiplantae, Streptophyta, Magnoliopsida, Caryophyllales, Amaranthaceae. The transcript has 3 exons. The record is from RefSeq and is a predicted model, not a curated record. The coding region runs from base 1 to 1335 and encodes 444 amino acids.